Rhagoletis zephyria (snowberry fruit fly) is the source of this 1427-nucleotide messenger RNA. Its product is annotated as luciferin 4-monooxygenase-like. Gene Ontology annotation, molecular function: CoA-ligase activity. Lineage: Eukaryota; Metazoa; Arthropoda; Insecta; Diptera; Tephritidae. The record is from RefSeq and is a predicted model, not a curated record.
GCGAUUUGCAAAAUAUUUUCUUUAUAAUUAAUGCAAGUAAUAAAUAUUUCAAACAAAAACUGAUAGAAACUCCAAAAGGACGUCAUAUUAUUCGAUUUAGAAGCAAAUUUUUUCCGUUUUGUUAAGAAUUCUCCAAAUUAAACUUUGGAAAUCGCACCGAUUUCAAAUCGUACGUUUUGCAGCACAUGCCCGAUUAUAAUAAUUAUUGAGCCAUGGGUUAAAAAUAUGUAUGUAUAUAUGUAUGAACGUCUAUAAAAUAUCUUUAUAUUUUUAUUUGAAGACUUACAUUAUGGCUACUUUGCUUGCUGGAAAUAUCGUCUACGGAGGACCAAUUACCUGCACUGAAACACAUUCGUGCAAAUCUUUAGGCCAUUUUGUGCUCGAGAAAUAUAAGAGUUUUGGUAAUCAAACGGUUAUAAUUGAUGCAGUUACUGGCCAGGAGUAUACAGCUAAAUAUAUGUAUGACUCUAUUGUUCGUAUGGCCUAUGUGUUAGAACAUUUGGGCGUAAAAAAUGGAGAUGUUGUGGGAUUAUCGAGUGAAAAUAACGUUCGUUUUGCCAUUACCUUAUUUGCUUCAUUCGCGGUGAAUGCUACAGUGGCGCCCUUAAACGUAACCUACACGGAUCGUGAAGUACAUCACGCCAUCAAUCUAUCUAAGCCAAAGGUUAUAUUUGUUUCAAAUUUAACGGCAGAUCUCAUAGCAAAGGUGGCAAAAAAGAACAGCUUCGUAAAAACAGUUAUUACAUUUGGUACUCGUAGUUCAGAUGAUAAAAUUUUAAAUUUCGAUGACCUUAUGAACAGCAAGGAAAUUAUAUCAGACGAGUACUUUGAAACGCCUGUCGCAAACAAAGAGGAUGAUGUUGCGCUGAUAGUAUGUUCUUCGGGUACUACUGGUCUCCCAAAAGGCGUGCAACUAACACAGUACAACAUUCUUACCACACUUGAUGCACAGUUUGAGUCAACCGCUAUUCCUAUGGGCGAGACCACAUUACUAACAGUGAUUCCUUGGUUUCACGCAUUUGGUUGUCUUACACUAAUUACAACAUCGGUUUUGAGAGCAACUCUAGUGUAUCUGCCGAAAUUUGAGGAAAAUCUUUUUCUCGGAGCAAUUGAGAAAUAUCGCAUAUUGAUGGCAUUCAUGGUGCCGCCAUUAAUGGUCUUCUUAGCAAAGCACCCACUUGUGGAUAAAUACGAUCUAUCAUCGUUGAUGAUUUUGGUUUGUGGCGCGGCACCACUUAGCAAGGAAACCGAGGAUCAGAUAAAAAAGCGCAUUGGCAUACCCGUUAUUCGACAGGGAUAUGGACUGAGCGAGUCGACUCUAAGUUUGUUGGUUCAAACCGACAUUGCCUGCAAGCCGGGCAGUGUGGGUGGUCUUAAAACGGGCCUUUAUGCGAAAGUUAUCGAUCCGGAAACAGGAAGAACACUUG